GUAAAUAAGUGAUUGUUUUUGUCAGAAGUGGGAUUUGAGAACCCACGCCGUUUAGAGGGCCAGAACUUGAGUCUGGCGCCUUAGACCACUCUCUCUCUCUCUCUCUCUCUCUCAUGCCUCUAGGACCUCUUUUCUCUUUCUUUAUUCUAUCAUUCAUGCCUAGAAGCUACUCUGUCACGCAGAGUCCUCUCCAAACUCCUCUCUCUCCCUCAUUCACAACAGAUUCAUAAAUUUUUUGAUUCAAAUCCUACUUCAGAUCUCUUAACAAAUGCUUCCCAGCUUUCUCAUAAAUUCUUUAGACUCCUCUAUCCACCAUUCCCAGAGCCAACCUACCACUGUCCAGUCUCCCCUCUUUCCCUUUCGUCUUCUUUUCACUCUCACAUUCUCACUCCCCAGGAUUCUCUCUUUCCCCAAUGGCCUGCUGAUCACGUUGUCCUUCACUCCUUCUCCCCCAAAAUCAAAGCCCUAAUCUGCUUGCACAGCCCAGCUACACCCUUGAUCACUGAGAUUUUGAUACUAAUUGGUUUGCCAGUUUUGGUAUUCGCAAUUCAAAUUUCAAGUUACGUCUGGCAUUACAUAUGGAGCUCGUUUCGUCCUUCUCAGUCUUUGCACCAUCUUCAUCAUCCUCCUCCAACGACGUUCCUGCACCUAAGUUUUCUGUUCAAAUGACCAAAUAUUUAGGGCUCAAGUGUGUAUGUCCUAUUAGAUGGCAGACCCAUCCGCUGCUGAGGGUUUGAAGUUAUCAUGGACUGCACCAUUAGAAAAGCAGUUUAUUGAUUUUUUGUUGGAAGAAAAAGCUAAAGGGAACAUUCCUAAUGGGAAAAUGAAGAAAAAACGUUGGCCAUUUGUCACAGAUGUGUUUAUCCAACGAACCGGAAAACACUGUCGCCAGGAGCAAAUAACCGAAAAAUUUAAACGGCUUAAACAGAAAUACCGUGCGUUUUCCCUACUAAUUGGUAGAUUCGGAAUGGAAUGUGAUCUUGUUACCAACACCGUCACAGGUAGUGAAGCGGCGUGGUCAGAAGCAGUGGCCUUGAACCCUAGGUGCAAGGGCUUUUAUAAAAAGGGGCUGGACCACUAUGAGUUGCUAAGACAGCUCUUCCACACGGGCAUGGCAACCGGAUUUUUACAAACAUCCUCUGUGCAGGGAGUACAUGUCAGUGUUGAACCUUAUAGUUCAGAUGAUGUGGUCAAGCUUCCCCCCCCAGAUAUGGGGCAAUGCAGCAACCCAAAAGGGAAGCAGCCAGCUCACCCCGACACCUCAACCGGGAAGAAGAGGAAAGCUGGGUCCUUUGAUAGAGCCACUAAUGCUAUCGUGGAGACGGAGAUGUCAAGAAUAUCGCGUGAUAAGGACAGCGAAAGUCGAAAAACCAUAGAUUCUGCACAAGUUCUUGAUCCCUUAUCAAUGGUAAUGGCCACGGAAAUUGUGAACUCUAUGUUUGACUCUCUUGGUGAUGAAACCAUGUUCGAGGUCCUCGAAAAAUUAGAAAAGCCCGAAUGCAGGCAAGCUUUCAUCAAAUUGAAACCGGAAAGACGACGGGGCUGGAUUGAGCAAUUGACUAGUUUACCCUAGGGGAGUUGGUGAAGGAAUGAGUAGGAGCUUGAGAGGAAGAGAAAGGAGAGAGGUCAGGUUGCAUAUGAGAGGAAGAAGCAGUUGACAAAAUUGAGGGUUAAAGCUGAGAAGACUGCUGAGGAGAAGCUUGACCCCCAGCUUGAAGUUAUUGCACCUAUCAAGUACUAAGCAUUGAAAUGCGGUUAUUUAUAUUGAAAAAACCUUGGGACAGCUGAGUUGCAGUUAAAUUUCUUUAGCAUUUUGUUACAAUGUUUCUGUCGGUUUGUGCAGGGUACAUCUGCCUUGCUGCAAUUUUUCAAGUAGAAGAUGUCAUGUUAUAAAUUGUUAUCUGGGUUUUCAAAUUAGCUAUGUUUGUGUCAUUAAUUGUCUCGUACUCCAUUAUACAUUUUUUACUUAGUUUGUGAUAUCAUUUGUAUUUUUUGCUUGUGGAUUGGAUGAUAAUAUUUUCAUGUUA
This is a messenger RNA of Quercus robur (English oak), 2027 nucleotides long. RefSeq lists its product as uncharacterized. NCBI's taxonomy places the organism in Eukaryota, Viridiplantae, Streptophyta, Magnoliopsida, Fagales, Fagaceae. Bases 707 to 1573 code for a protein of 288 amino acids. The record is from RefSeq and is a predicted model, not a curated record. The transcript is spliced from 4 exons.